This is a messenger RNA of Sclerotinia sclerotiorum 1980 UF-70, 324 nucleotides long. RefSeq lists its product with no specific name. The transcript has a single exon. Lineage: Eukaryota; Fungi; Ascomycota; Leotiomycetes; Helotiales; Sclerotiniaceae. The record is from RefSeq and is a predicted model, not a curated record. Bases 1 to 324 code for a protein of 107 amino acids.
AUGCGCGCUGUACAAGCUGACGUCCCUGGUGAGACCAUCAGGGCCGCAGCUCCGCAGAUAAGUCCUAAGUGGCAUUUCGGCCAUGCUUCCAUCACGGAUCUUGGUCCAAAGCUGGUGAUUGUUCUUGCAGCAUGCCAUAUAUGUGGAAAUAGUUCCAUAACUGUAGUCUUCAAUCAGUCGAUUGUCAUUACUGUAGUAUUCGGGGACGCGAUUUUCCGGUACCAAGAGUACCCCAUUAUGGCAGUCGCCAAGUCGAAGGCAAUUCUGAAGAGAUUCGAAGAGCUGCGUAUACUCGCGGCAAGGAUGGACAAAUCUACUCCAUAG